Messenger RNA from Clunio marinus, 5435 nucleotides. NCBI's taxonomy places the organism in Eukaryota, Metazoa, Arthropoda, Insecta, Diptera, Chironomidae. The record is from the annotation of a GenBank genome assembly.
AUGGAAAAUAUAAAACAAUUGAUGACGAAUGUUGACUCUUAUAUGAGUAAACUAGUGGAGGCAGUGGAACUGAUUGAAACUGGUGGUUCCAAUCAUCCAGAAGACAGCGUAAAGGCAGUUCUUGGUCGUCACACGAAGAUUCUCGUCAAAUACAUGAUCAAAUUAGAAACAAAGAGUGAUAAGACAGAGAAUCGUGUACUUGUUUUUACACCCGUUCGUGUUUACCUUCUGACAGCAAAAGUGCCAACUCGAAUCGAUUGCAGUUUUCACUAUCUCGAUAUUCUUGCGAUUGAAAGUAAAAAGCCAACACAUUUCUCAAUCGCUACAACCGAUAAAACAUAUUCGUUCUCAACGAUUGGUGAUGCUGGAAAUUUCAGUUCAAAUGCCGAUGUCAUUCUCACAGAUUUAUCGUCAGCUAUUAAACAAAUCUUCCCGACAGUUCCACUUAAAUACAUUAUAAGAAAAAUUGAAGUUCAACCAAUCGAGCGAAUCGCAAUAUUCUCCGAUGAAUUACGACCGGCAGAUCCAAGGAAUGUUGGACCAUGUGGUGGCUUCAGUGCACAAUACAGAUGCAUGUGUGACUUCCACAAUGUUCCCUAUCGUGAAGAAGUUGCAUGGGACAUUGACACAAUUUAUUUAUCACAUGACAAUCGUGUUUUAAAUUUAAGAGACUUUGAUCAUCUCGAACCAAAAGAUCUUAUGGCGAUUGUUUCAGCACUUGAAUAUAACACAUUUUUCCGUGGCUUGAAAGUGUCACACACGCGAUUGUCCAAUGACACGCUUGAAAGGAUUUUGCAUGUCAUGAAGCGCAGUAUGUGGCUAGAAGAGCUUCAUCUAGAAGGUUUGGGUCUAAAGGCAGACUUCAUUCACAAAUUAGCUGUAUCUGUGAUCUCAAACAACAAUCCGGCAUUAAAAACAAUCGAUUUAAAUCACAACCUGAUUGAAGACAAAGGCGCACUUCAUCUGGCUGGACCAAUAGCAAAAAUCUCAAAAGGUUUAUGCAAGCUUUGUCUUGCUUAUUGUGGACUAACAUCGAAAGGCGUUAAUCAAAUCUCACAUUCCUUGUCACUUAAUCAAAGUAUUUCAAGUUCGCUUACACAUUUAGAUUUAAGUGGAAAUAAUUUGAAAGAUGAUGUCACAAACUUGAACAACUUUCUUGCUCAACCAAAUGCUUUAGAAUUUUUAGAUAUUUCUAGCACUGAUACGACGCUGGAGAGUUUAUUCGGCGCACUUCUCAGAGGUUGCUCAACACAUCUGGCACAUUUAAAUGUAGCACAUAAUUCAUUUGGCACUAAGAAAGGCAAAGAAAUCCCUCCAUCAUUUAAACAAUUCUUCACGAGCAGCUUAAGCUUAAAACAUUUAAACAUUGCAAGUUGUAAGAUUCCGUUGGAAGCUUUGAAGCAUCUUCUGUUAGGCUUGGCUUGUAAUGAAUCAACUGCUGGCUUACAUUUGGAUUUGAAUGGGAAUCAAUUGGGACAACAAGGUGCGCAUGUUUUAGAGUCGUGCAUCCAUGGUGUUCGCGUUCUUCAGAGUCUUGACAUUGGUGAUAACAAUCUUGACUCAGAAAUGGCUUCAGUGUUAACAGCAAUUGGAAAGAAUUCAUCGAUUCGAACACUUUAUUUAAUUAAAUGCUUUCAAGGAAUGAAACUUAAACACAUAAGCACCGUGAUGGAUGCUCUUGUUAAUCUUAUUCAAAAAGAUGAUUUCAUGUUGGCAGAACUUUACAUUUCUGAGAACAAACUUAAAACGGACAUUCAUAAUUUUAUUAAUGCUUUAGGCAGCAAUCAACAUUUACAAGUUCUCGAUAUAAGUGGAAAUCUUAUGGGUGACAUUGGAGCAAGAUUAUUAGCGAAAGCAUUGCAAAUCAACAACAAAUUGAAGACAAUCAUAAUGGAUCGUAAUGCGAUAACACUUCAAGGAUAUUCUGACAUCGUUUACGCUUUAGAAAACAAUUACUCAUUAAGACACAUUCCAUUUCCUCUAUUUGAUAUUACGCCUAGUUUAAAGAAUCAUCCGGAAAGAACUGAUACGAUAAUGAGAAAGAUGCAAGAAUUUUUACAUCGAAAUGGAUCGGGAAUUAAGCGGCAAGCGGGGCAAGGCUUUAGACUUCAGCAAGGUUUUCUGUUAUCAGCAACACAUCAAUUAGUUGACAAAUUAGUGUCAGAAACACAGGAAACCAUUUCGAUUCAAACAUCCGAAAAUUCCGGUGUUCAAAGACUUUUAGAAGAUGCUGAGAAUUGUAAACAACUUUUACCAAAACUUCAAGACGCUGUUCGAUGUGAUCCACAUCCAAUAGAGAUGCGAUUAGGAAAGAUGACAAAUGAGCUGUCACACAGUGUCAAAGUUUAUCUUUCGGAGACGAUGGAAACGAUGUUGAAAACUGGUGUCGAACAAUGUCCAAAGACACUUGGAAAUCAAACAGUGAUCAGUGACUUGAGGAAGACAUGUGAAGAGCGUUUAAUUAUUUCUGAUGAUUUUCUUCAAGCUUGUAUUGUUAAUUGUGCUGGAGGUGAAGUUAUGAACAAGAUAAGUGAGGUUGAACAGUCGUUGGCUGGUUUGAUAAGCGAUCGUGCAACAGACGAAGUCUUAGAAGCAUUAACAAGAUACAAACGUGGUAUGGGAAUUCCAGAUUCGCCAAACACAACAUUAAAUGAUUCAUUGCCACCAGACAUUGUGAGAAGUCGAUCGAGUCAUGAUUCAAUGAGCGAUCAUCAUCAUGUGGAUCUUUCACGUCACGGCAUUGGAUCACCAACGGAAAUUGUCUACUUUUCAAAUCAGGCCGUUCCACAUUUCAAGUCAAAGCGACAAGCAAUUGCAAAAAUUCGCCCACAAAGUGUCGUCGGCUUGGGUGUUGAUAAUCUCAGUUUAAGUCAUAUUCCCGACCUUCUUGAGUCACCAAAUAUUUCUAAUCGCGGAUCCAAAAAUGCAACAGCAGAAGAUGAAAAUUGUGAUUCAAUCACUGAAUUACCAAGCACAUCACUUACGCUUCAACAUUUAGUCAAAAGUCGACCGAAGAGAGCGAAAGUUAGGGCACCAACGAGGCCGUUGUUGACAGAACUUUCAAAUAGUUUGGGAGAAGGAUUGGAAACAUUCUUCACAAAACCAGACUCAGAAACGACAUUAACACCUCUUGUCUCACCAACAUCUGAAGAAUGUAGUUCGCUAAGCUUCGUUGAUAGUCCAACGAUUAGUCGUGAAGAAAACAUCGGAGGAAAGAAGUCAACAAUGACUUCAGGUGAAACAACUCCAAUCAUGGAAGAGAGAAAAGCAAAACUUGAACGACAAUCGCCACUUCUUAAAGGAGUUGCAAAUUGGACUCCACGAUCUCUUUCGUCUGACAAUCUCGAAAAACAUUCACCAUCUGUCAGUCGGAAAUCACCUUUGGUUAAAACAAAGACACAAGAUCGUGAUCAACAUGUAAAGUUCGACGAAUCGUCAUCGAUUAUUCACAACAAUUUAAAUCCUGUGAACAAUCGUGAUUCAGGAAAGAAGUCACCAAGUAACGAAUCUAUCAAAGCUAUUUACGAGAAACAACUUCAUGGAAAUGGAAUUAAAACACCAACAAUGAUUCAAAAGCCUCGACCAUGGUCAGUUCUAGGACAUGAGUCGAAGAAUGAAUACAACAACGAUUCAUCAAAAACAACACCGGAUGCACUUGAUAAUGAUCAAGACAUGGUGACAAUAAAUCCAGGCGUUGCUUUAGGUGGUGCUAUCCUUGGUAUAACUCCUGGUGCUGCUCUCGAAAAGAAAUCAGUUCGUGAUCUUGCAGCUAACUUUGCAGCGAAUAAAAUUGUUUUGGAACCAAAGCCUCGACCUAGUAGUCAAAGUCAUGUCAGUAAACUUAGUGGUGACUCGAUAUCUUUGCUAAGCGAGAAUCGAUUGUCCGGUAGUAGCUCUAGCUCGGAGCAUGAAAAUGGCAGUGCCAGUAAUUCAAACGGUAAACCGGAAAUUGCGGUCCGACGAAUUGCAGGCAAAAAGAUUUCUGCUUUAUUUGAGGAGAGACUAGUUGAAGGACUCAAGACAUCUACGCACAGAACAACAACUGCCUAUAGAGAGUCAUCAUAUUUAUCGAAAGACGAUUCUGUAGAUGUUUAAAACUUUAUUUUAAGUUCACUUUACAAAACAAAAGCCUCUACUUAGUUUAAGGUAUUUUAUUAAAGUUUUUAAGCGUUUUGAAUGAGAUUGUUUUACGAAACAGAACAAAAGAAGUCAAGAAAACUUUUGCAAGUAUUUUUUUUUAAUUGAACUAUUUUCAAUGCAAAUUUUUGAUCGAGAAUAAAUUUUGAAAAUUCUUCCCAAAUAUUUUCUAUGACUGCCGAAUUUUGCUUCCACCAAAAAUUAAGAAAGUUGAAAAAUUAAAAUUAAUCUUUACUCAAGUAAAAGGUUUUGAAAAUAAAAUUGGUCAAAAAAGUAACACGAGAAAAUAAUUAAUUCUGAGCUUGAUGAAGAAUUCUAAGAAAGUUUGUAAUCGAUAGUCUUCAUAAUUUAUUUAAGAAGAAUGUUUUGAACGAAAACAUGAAAAGAGUCACGAACAGUAAAUUCGAAUGAUCAAAAAAUUAUUCAAAUAAUCGAUAUGAAUAAUCACACACACUGACUUUGUAGACUGUUAACUAUUUAUUCUUCUUAGGGAUGGUUAAUGUAAGUGUCACUUAUCCCAUUAUUGGGAUAGGCACGACAUUAGAGUUGUAAGUGGUCGGGUGUGCAACAUAACGAUGAUUAAGUGGACAUUAGGUUCGGUUGCUUAACAGCAUCUGUCGUCAACUGACAAACCCAACUCUAAGUAUGAAAUCCUAAAUAAAAAGGAAAUUCAAUUUAAAGGAAUGAAAUGAACAAGUAAACAUUCUCAACGUGCUUUCUCGGUUUGUUAUUUUAGGAUUUCAUUACUUAUCACCCACGACUUCUAACUUAGUAGAUAACUAAUCAAAAAGGAAAACAUUUGCGAAUAUUUUAGAUGAACAAAAACGUGCCAAUAAUGUAAUCGAUUUCAAAAUUAUUUUCUAUUAAAUUUCUAAGUUAUCCGUUCGUGCAUUCAUUCUAGCGAAAUUCUAGCUAAUUUUUUUUUGUUUUUUGUUUCUUUCUGAUCAACACAUUCCGUUUCUUUAGCAACAAGGAUUGUAUCUUAAAGUUUCGUUAUUUAGACAAAUUUGACAAGCUUUAAUUUACAUAUGAAGCAUUGAAUAACUUUAAAUAACAAAUUGUGUUGAUUAUUUCUCUGUUUGUUUAAUUUUUUCUGUGAUUCAUUUCUUGUCCCUUUAAUGAAACUUUAAUCUUAACAAAAUAAUACGAAAAAAAAUAAUAAAUAAAUCAGAAAAUAUUCUUGUAAAGUUCAUUGAUUAAACAACAAAGAAUGUAGCGUUUUCGAAUUGAUAACAGUUUGUAGUAACUUUAAGAGUUCAUAAAAAAAUCAAUAAACGAUAUUAAUCAGAAAUCAAUAA